Messenger RNA from Penicillium maclennaniae, 180 nucleotides. RefSeq lists its product as uncharacterized. The coding region runs from base 1 to 180 and encodes 59 amino acids. Lineage: Eukaryota; Fungi; Ascomycota; Eurotiomycetes; Eurotiales; Aspergillaceae. The record is from RefSeq and is a predicted model, not a curated record. The transcript has a single exon.
AUGUUCCGACCAGUAGCAGUUCUUGCGGAUUCCACUGCUGGUACGCCUGGAGAAAAAGUGGCACGAACUAAGCUCAUUGGGAUUCCUACCGUAAUUCGGUGGAGCUCUGGCGAUAAACAGCCGCCUACGACGCGCCGCGACGAGACGCCUGGGCGGCAGACUGGUGCCAAUGUGUCCUAA